Messenger RNA from Lethenteron reissneri (Far Eastern brook lamprey), 1954 nucleotides. RefSeq lists its product as uncharacterized. Lineage: Eukaryota; Metazoa; Chordata; Hyperoartia; Petromyzontiformes; Petromyzontidae. The record is from RefSeq and is a predicted model, not a curated record. Gene Ontology annotation, molecular function: zinc ion binding; nucleic acid binding.
UAAUUGCGCAUGGCUACGAAUGUUGAGGUGUGAUUAUGCAUGGCCACGGAUGGCCAACAAACACAAUGGGCGGGGUUACGGCCGUACACAAGGGUGGCGCUAGCACCGACGUCCGCAUGUGUAUCCCCCACGGGCCCCCCCUCGGGGGCGAGUCCUAUAAAAGGUGAUGAGCUCGAGGGCUCGAGGUCGGGACUCAGCUUUAACCAGAGAAGACGGAAGACCAGCUAGUGUAGGCCCCAGAGCUCCCCUGGCUCGCUGUCCUUAUAAGGGCCGACCAGGGCAAGCCGGUGGCGUGGCCCCGAGAGCCCAGACGAAGCUGGUCUGGUGACUCAGGGAGCCGGGAUCCCAGCUUAACCAAGCUGGGACAGAUAGCCUCCCCUAGUCCCGUAGUGGAGGAAUUGGUAUAGGUUAGAGGGGUUAGCUGUCGAGAAUCCCUGUAGCCAAGUGACCUGUACAACUGUGUUGGUGUAAUAAAUAAGUGUGCCUCCGAUCCUGUCGUCAAGCCUCCAUAUAUACUUACUACAUCUGGUGUCAGAAGUAAACGUCCAACGAUGGACACACGAGGGACGACACGUACCAGGGAGUCGGAGAUGGAAGACGCCGCGGCCGAAUCUCCACCAGUGAUGGCCGGGGUCGAAUCGGAGCAGCCGGGGCCGAGUACGCCCGCGCCGCUACGACAGGAGGAGGGGGAUGCGUCGGCCGAAGGACUCCGGCUGGCCCACUCCCGCCUGGCGGACCUGCUCUACGCCGCGGCCGCCGCGUUGGAGGAGAUCACGCGGCUGGGGGCUGGAGGAGCAGCGCGGGUCGACGACGGCAGCCGGCGCGGGGCGACGUUUCCCGCCACCCCGACGCGGCUCGCGGUCAAAUUUCCCGCCAUCUCUACAGUACGAGCGGAGGGCGGGGCCGGCCCGCGUCACGUGUCUGCUGAGCGCCAAGCACAAGCCGUGACAUCAUCAACGCCGGCCGGCGCGUCAACAUCAGAGCGACCGGCGAUGCCAUGUGCACGGCCCGCCCACACUGUAUCAUCGGCGGGGAGCGACGGAGAGCGUUCUGCGGCCACGGACGCCGCCUUACAACAGCGUCUGCCGCCUCUUAAAGAAUUUGUCGGCGCUGACGGAGACUGGGGCGGCUUCAAGAGGCGGUUCAUCGCUCAUCAAGAGAUGGCGAACUGGUCGGACGCCGAGGCUCUACGCGCGCUGCCAGCGAUGCUGGACAACGACGCCCUGGCUACCCUCACCUCGGCGCCGAGGGAAAAGCGCGCCACUCUACACCUGGCGUUGCAGCUGCUGUCAGCCGUCUAUGGGCCGCCUUCGGACUGCAGGCAGCUGUUCCACGAUCGGAGUCGGGGCGCCAACGAGUCACCCCUGGCCUUCCGGACGGCUCUCCUGGCUCUGGCAAAGGCUGCUUUCCCAAGGAUGGACGAGGAAGGAGUGGAUGCCAUGGUGGCUGAGAAGCUGCUGCUACUCGCUGACGAGCUGGACGUCAACGUCUUGGCUCAGGACGACGCGGAGAUGUCGUCCCUGCUGGUCGCGCGCCACAUCCACGGGGGCUUGCGGUCCCUGCGUCGGAAGGCGGCAAAGGGGGCGGCCGGCCAUGCCAUGGCGACCACCGCCCUCCCAUCGGAGGAGGUCUGCGGGGUGGAGCGGCGAGGGGAAUGGAGAUCGGCGGCACCGCAGGCUCGGAAUGGACCGAGCCGCCAGGAGCAGCCCAGGUCAUCUGGGGCGCUCACACGCUGCUACAACUGUGGCCUGCAAGGCCACGUUGCGUCUGGAUGCCGGGCUCCCCGUCAGCGCGGGGCGACACCUCGUCAGGACGCCACGCCGUCUCCUCCCAAGCUCCAGCAGAGAAAUACGGUGAAACAGGAGUGACGGGUCCACACCCACCAACCCCUCCCGGAGGGGUCGGGGGUCACUCGGCAGCGACGCCUGACUCUCUUGCACCCGGACCGUCAACA